AUGAUUGUUGAGGAGAGCGAGACCGGAAAGACGGACGAAGAAGCAGAUGAUGACGAUGUAGUGAUACUUGACGAAUGCGGCGAAGGUGAUGAGUUUCUUGAGCCUCCUGCAAACAAAGCACCGACGGAGGCUGCAGAAAGCGAAAAACAACCUGAACAAAAGAUUCAAGUUUUUCCAGGCCGCAAAAAGAAAGAACGAGUGUUCAGGCGGAAGGUGGUUCGCAUACCAAGAGAUGUGUUCGAUUACAUGGCAAGGAUAGAGGAGGACGGGACAAUUAGGCUCAAUGUUACUCAAUUUUCCGUGUUCUUCAACAACGAAAUAUCAAAGAAAUUUGUUCAGGUACAAGCAGAAACAUGGGAUACUACAGAUCUUGUUCCUCUGAUGGAUGUUAGUGUUCCACCAACAGCUAAAGAGAAUCCAAAUCUAAUUGUGGACAAUUUUUCCAACGAACCGGCAGAAAGAGAAGCACAAGAGAAGAGAUUGAAAGAAAUACUUGAGGGUCGAAAACGGUUUGAUGAGAAACAAAAACAGCAAGAGGCUGAAAGCGCUUCUGCAGCGAAGAUAUUACCUGCUGAGGGUAGCGCUGAAAUGAAAAUAAGAAGAAGCCUCCGACGAAACCUGCCGAGCAAAUCGGGAAGAAGAGCACUGAGGAAGAGAAACUGCCAAAUAAGUAGGUUCUUGUUCUGCAACCGCUUCAGGUUCUUAGACUUAUAA
Messenger RNA from Ostertagia ostertagi, 714 nucleotides. NCBI's taxonomy places the organism in Eukaryota, Metazoa, Nematoda, Chromadorea, Rhabditida, Trichostrongylidae. The record is from the annotation of a GenBank genome assembly.